Cuculus canorus (common cuckoo) is the source of this 2586-nucleotide messenger RNA. It is a transcript of the gene ADCK2, whose product is annotated as aarF domain containing kinase 2. The record is from RefSeq and is a predicted model, not a curated record. Gene Ontology annotation, cellular component: mitochondrion. Bases 18 to 1841 code for a protein of 607 amino acids. NCBI's taxonomy places the organism in Eukaryota, Metazoa, Chordata, Aves, Cuculiformes, Cuculidae. The transcript is spliced from 8 exons.
GUGAGGGAAGGCGGGCGAUGGCGGCGGGUGCCGCUGUGCGGCUGCUGCCGCUCCCGCGCCCCCUCCUCGCUCGGGCUGCCGGAGCGAGGGCAGCGCCGGGUUGGGGGGCGGUGGGGACGGUCGGCGGUCGCCGUGUGGGGCGCUGGGUGGCCGUGGCCUUGGUGGUGCCCGCCGCCCCCGCGUGGGACGCGCGCCCGUGCGGGGCAGUGCGGGCAGUGGGGCCGCAGCGGGCGGCGCGGGGGCCGCUGUGGCGGCUGGGCCUGGCGGCGCGGCUGGGGCUGCGGGCCUGCGGGCUGCUGCUGCGUUUCGGGCCGCUGCUGCUGCUCUACCCGCUGAGCCGCCUGGCGCCGCGGCUGGGCGAGCUCUGGCUGCGGCUGCUGCGCGGGGCGGCGGAGGCCGCCGGGCCCGCCUGCAUCAAGCUGGGCCAGUGGGCCAGCACCCGCAGGGACCUCUUCUCCCAGGCCUUCUGCGAUGAGUUCUCCAAGCUGCAUGUCGCCGUGAGCCCCCACCCGUGGGGACACACCGACGAGGUCCUGAGGAAGGCCUUCGGCGAGGGCUGGAUGGACGUUCUCACCUUCCAAAGCCGUGAGCCCGUUGGCUCGGGCUGUGUGGCCCAGGUGUAUAAAGGCUAUGCCAACCUGGCAGCUGUCACUGGCUCCCGCGCCAAGGAGCUGGCACAACGCUCGGAGUUGCGGUUGGCUUUUGAGGCAUGGGAAGUGUCAGGCUUUAGAGGCCUACUCAGGUGGCUGCAAAGGAAGAGCAAAGAGAUGUGGGACAAGAGGAGCAGGGAGAAGGUGGGCUCAGCAGACCACUUGGUGGAGCAGGUGGCCAAACCACUCCUGAAUGCAAAUCCUUUGCCAGCCAGACAUCUUGUACCUGUAGCUAUUAAAGUCCUGCAUCCUGGGCUGGUCAACCAAGUCCAGAUGGAUCUGUUUCUCAUGAAGAUGGGUAGUCGCAUCCUUGGCCUUCUCCCGGGAUUCAAGUGGCUCAGUUUGACAGAGAUUGUGGAGGAGUUUGAGAAGCUUAUGAUUCAGCAGAUUGACUUACGCUAUGAAGCCAGAAAUCUGGAGCGUUUUGGACAGAAUUUCCUAGGUGUCGAUUUUGUGAAGUUUCCAACUCCCCUUUGGCCUUUGGUAACGACAGAUGUUCUAGUGGAAACAUUUGAGGAGAGUGAGCCUAUUUCACACUACCUGCAUGCGGAGGUUGCCACAGAGCUAAGGCAGAGACUUGCCAAGAUGGGCAUGGACAUGCUGCUAAAGAUGGUCUUUGUUGACAACUUUGUCCAUGGUGACCUGCACCCUGGGAACAUCCUGGUUCAAGGCACGACCCAUGUCAGCACCAGCUGCAAGGAACAGACAGCUAUCGUGGACCUGUGUGACACGCUCGUGGUGGAAGUGCAGCCAUCCCUCAGGCAGCUCUGCCUGGUGCUGCUGGAUGCAGGGAUUGUGGCAGAGCUGCAGAGCGCUGACAUGCAGAACUUCCGGGCAGUUUUCACAGCUGUGGUCCAAGGCCAGGGGGAGAGAGUGGCAGAACUGAUCCUUCAUCAUGCCCGUGCUAACCAGUGCCAGGAUGUCGAGCGAUUCAAAGCUGAGAUGGCAGAACUAGUGACCAAGGUCCGGGGGAACACCGUUGCCCUAGGAAAGCUUCAGGUGGCAAAUCUCCUCUCAAAUGUCUUUAAACUAUUGAUGACCCAUAAGGUGAAGCUCGAGAGCAAUUUUGCUUCCAUCAUCUUUGCCAUCAUGGUUCUGGAAGGUCUUGGUCGUUCACUGGACCCUGAACUGGACAUCCUAGAGGCAGCUAAGCCACUGCUCAUCAAAAGUGCAGCUUCUGUCCUCAAAUAGACUCUUGUGGCUGCUGCUGUCUCCCUGUGCAGGGUUAGCUGUGCUGCCUGUAGAGCUGACAGAGAAAGAAGCUGAAAGUGAGAAGUCACACAUCUUGGAGACGUGCCAUGCAGUGGUUACUCUCCAUUAAUGUUGCCUUCAUUUGUUUCAGCCAAGCGCCAGGUAUGGGGUGAUUAGGAAGUCUAGUCCAGAAACCAGGAAGACCAUGCACAAUUGGAGAGCUUUGACUCAUUACAUGGUUCUAAGAGCUAAUGUGCUGUGGUAGUUUUUAAACUGACUUAUGUAAUUCAGGUGCAUGAGAUCACUGCAGCCGGGCGAGAAAAGCAGUCUUGUCUAAAAGUCUUUAAAAAGAUGUUCACGGAUCAAGUCUUUUGAAAUACAUCAGAGUAAAUAUUUAGUUAAUUUAUUGACUUACCUGUCACUGUGGUGUAAGAAAUGAUGUUCUAACAGCACCUAAGCAACUAACUGAGGCAGAAAAAAAAGCAAAUAAGCCUUGUUACUUUUGUACUUUUAACUUCUACUUUUGAUGUAGAAGUGUCCUGAGGUCCUGCAUGGAGUGGUCUGUUUGUAGUCAUUUUGGAUGAUAAAAACAGACCAGUCAACCUGAUUUUUAAUUUUUUAAACUUCCAAACCCUAUCAUAAUACUAUAGGAGUUUGGACCAGAAACUGCAAAAGAAAAUAUUUGCCUAGGCAGAAAACCUAAUUCCAUAAUAAAGAACUUUGGGGACUAUUUGUACUGGUCUUA